AUGCCCUCCCUGACCUUGGCCGACCCGGACAUGAUCCUGCCCUCCGAUGGCAGCGAGCGCGAAUCCCAGACCCCGUCCCCUCCUUCUCAACUGCUCUAUCUGUCCAAUCUCAACGCCCACUCCAACUCCGCCGAUCUGAACGCUUGCGCCACCGGCCGGGGCCCAAAAAACUAUUCGCGCCAUAAUUGGACCUAUGAGGAUAUGAAUGCAAGUCGUCGGUUGUCCGAUAUUGGCGAGGAAUUGUCGCCCGCCCGAUCGGAUCGCUUCGACGAUGGAGCGUUACCGCCAGAACUCCAGCAGCAAAAGCCCCUACCGCAGCCGCCGAUGUCGCCGCUAGGGUCCAAAAAUUCACCACGACUCAAGCAAUUGGCCGAGGCGGAGCGACAAUACUCGAGCAGUCUGGGAAGACGAGGCAGCUCCGGUUCGACGGUCAGCGCGAGGAGUGGGCGCACCUCACGAGAGGCGCACUCCCCGCACACGAUGCCGGAGAUUUCUCCGAAUUCGAGUCUGGGGGAACCGAGACAGUCGAACGAGAGUGUCGUCCAGGGCCCAAACGGGACGAGGUUACCCGAGAACAUUAUCGCCGCUUCGACAGUCAAUGGGAAAGGCCCUGGGGAGGAUCUCUCGUCGGUGAUCCUGAGCAGUGAGGCGGAGAGGAUUCUCGAAAAUGCGAAAAGGCGUCUGACGCUGAUGGAAGGAAACCUGAAUCGCGCCCGCUCGACGGUGCGUCAGACGCCUUCAUCUUCGCCAUUGGGACUGCACCCCGGGGGAUUGUAUCGAUCGAUCUCCAAAGCAGACCGCAAAAUCUCAGCCUUACGACGGCAGUCCACGGUGUCAUCCCAGGAUGCCUCGGCCAACCGACACUCACGCGUCCAAAGCGAAACCACUUUCCCUGCCGAGUCGAAUCUGUCGAGCGACGCAAAGCCCCCGUCCCGAUCAGUCUCAGCGAUGGAGUCAAGCAGCCCGGCCAACUUCAACGACGAACGUUCAUUUCAGUACGCGCCUACGAGAUCAUACCUCACGCACCGUGCAUCGAUUUCCUCGAUCCGUCCUCCUCACUUGCUCGGUACUCUGUCGUCUUCAUCCGUGACUUCCUCCUCCCCGGUAUCAGUGGCAUCGCCGGUGCUGCAAUCGCCCGUGAUUCACGAAGACGUUUCCUCGGCUUCCUCCCCUAAGGGUCUCGGUAUCACCACACAAGGUGCGGAGUCUCCAUCGAGUGGAGAAAGCUACAGCCCCGUGCUUUCUUCCAAGAACGUCCUGCCGAGCCGGUCACAGUCCCAGCUGCAAGUUCGGGAUCUUCAGUACCAGAUGAAGGGUCUUCACAUUAAGAUUUCAUCCCUCAAGGUACGCAAUCAGGAGGAAAACCUGCGGCGUCGCAGCCUACAAAGCUUGCGAACGCCCAGUCCCCUCACUGCCGCAGAUCCAUUCCUGCAGAAUGCCCUGGAGGCUCGCGACGGCCGGAGCAGUCAAGGGUCGAACCCUCGACGUGGUGGGAGCUCGGAGAAUGUGCGAGGAGUCCAGACACGCUCAUCUCGCGAAGAGAUCGCCCCGGCUCGCACCGGGACUCUUCACCCGGAACAGAGAUCCAGUUCCUUCGCUCAGCAGAGCCCGGCUCUGUCGCAAGACCCCGGUAAAUCAUGGCAAGGCACCAGGGACGAGGACGAGCAGACCGGGCGCCAGUCCUCUGCUGAAACCAUGUAUGAGGAUGCCGAAGAAGGUGAUUAUUUCGACGACGGGGAGAUUGAUCGAGAAGCGUUGGAUGAGAUCUUACGGGAGCCACUUGAUCCGGAUCUCGCCACGCCUCAUGAGGAACGUGAAGACGCUUUUGACUAUGAGCACUUUAUUCUCCACAGCGCUCUGGGCAACUUCUCGCAGCAGCUCCGUCGCACCAGCGUCAGUUCCCACGGCUCCAUCGAGACCACACGACCGGCGCAGUCGGCACAAUCGGUGCGACAUUCCCGCAAUGACAGCUCUCUCUCAGUCUCCACGGUGGCUACCUUUGCGACCGCCACGGAAGGCGAAUACCCCGAAGACGAGGACGACCUCUUGUAUUGGGACCGCAAAUUUAAUCAAGAGCUCCGUCAACGCCAUCAGGCACACCCCCCCGGGGCGCUCCAUGGGACUACUCGCUCCGCCACCCUCCGGGCUGGCCCCAAUAGCAGCCAUCCUCAGCGGUCUCAAACUCCUCAAGCUGCGAACCGGAAUGCAGACUCUACGGCCCGAUCAUCCGCUGCAGGAUCAACCACCCCUACCGCUUUGGUCUCUUCUCUCGUCUCGAGCAUGCGCGCCGUAUCCAGUCCCCGAUCGGGGACUGUCGCUGCUGGAUCCAGUGAAAGCACCAACGAUGAUACUCAGAUUCUAGAGCGAGUUUUUGCCAGUCUUGGCAAGGUCUGUACAGACCUUCAAGCCAUCACCGAUUCGGAGAACCCCGACCUGCAAGCUGCCCGUGUUCUUCGACGUCGUUUAGAUGCGGCCCGAAGGGUCUUGGAUGGUGAGCUUGAUGCUUGA
Messenger RNA from Penicillium oxalicum, 2508 nucleotides. RefSeq lists its product as uncharacterized. NCBI's taxonomy places the organism in Eukaryota, Fungi, Ascomycota, Eurotiomycetes, Eurotiales, Aspergillaceae. The record is from RefSeq and is a predicted model, not a curated record. Bases 1 to 2508 code for a protein of 835 amino acids. The transcript is spliced from 2 exons.